AUGUUUUUCAUGGAGGUCCAAUCUUUACAAACAUCAGAGAAUCUCACACAGGGGAGAAACCAUAUUCCUGUCCUGAGUGUGGAAAUGUUUUUCACAGAAGUCCCAUCUUUCCAGACAUCAGAGCUCUCACACGGGAGAAACCAGUUUUGCCCUGUCCUGAAGUGA
Messenger RNA from Staurois parvus, 165 nucleotides. NCBI's taxonomy places the organism in Eukaryota, Metazoa, Chordata, Amphibia, Anura, Ranidae. The record is from the annotation of a GenBank genome assembly.